This is a messenger RNA of Cyclocybe aegerita, 1506 nucleotides long. NCBI's taxonomy places the organism in Eukaryota, Fungi, Basidiomycota, Agaricomycetes, Agaricales, Hemipholiotaceae. The record is from the annotation of a GenBank genome assembly.
AUGUACUGUACCGUAUGCGGAAUCGAGGGUUGCAUCGAGGAGAUCAACAUCUCCGGGGAAGAAUGUUCAAGUUCUCACAUUGCCUGCUCUGCUUGCGAAGAGUUGUCUUCCCUCGACGCCCAAAUUGCUGAUGCACAGAACCUUCUACGAACUCUCUACCUCAAACGCUGCCAAAUCAAACUCAGACGGAACUUGCACCAUGACCAGCUCCUUCGAUGUCUCCCGAUUGAAGUUGUGUCUCGCAUCUUCGUUCAAUGCCUUCAUACGCCACCACCGCCCUCGCUCGGAGAAGAUAACACAUACGCCGCUGAGGAUAUACAAUCGCGAAAGUCGAACUUGUUUGCUUUUAUCCUGGCAUCGGUCUGCCAGCGCUGGCGCCAAAUCGCGUUUUCGACACCACAUCUCUGGACCGUCGUGCGUGUCAGGGUGUUUAGCCCAUCUCUCACUCUAUAUCCCCAGAUGCUGUCAGAGUUGUUGAGGCGCUCAGGCAACCUUCCCCUCUGGCUUAACGUCUACGAGGACAGGAUGGAGGAAAAGACGUGGAUUCUUGAUUUGUUCAGGGAACCAGUUACUUACCAGCGUGCCCCAAUCUUCAAUCCUGAUCCAAUCUUCGAGGCUAUUAAUCACCAUAUUUCGCGUGUUGAUACUUUGCAGUUGCGCCUCUUCAGCGAACGCCUCACCCUUUUACGCGGCGAGACUCCUAUUCUUUGCCAACUCUGCCUACUCGUCCUCGGCAACCAACAUUCUUCUACCACCUUCCGCCUCGCAAACGCCAUGCCGAGCCCACAAAGAGUCAACAUCGACUACGUGCCAUACGCAGCAAUUGGAAUCGAGAACAUCGUCAUGCGCACCAUCGACUUCAACUCCCUUGAUCCUCAAAUUUUCACCCUCUCGGCUCUCCAAACACUCAUCCUCGAGCUCGGACGCCACGGUCAACGCAUGGUGCUCUCACGCCUCCUCACUCCAGCCCUACAGACACUCCACACCCAUGCCGACCUUCCAACCAUCACUUCCCUCAUCACGCACUCGCAAUGUGCACUCCAGAAACUCGACAUUGACUUGGACGACGCAACUCUCUUGCAGAUGAUCGACCUAGUGGCGAUGAUCCCCUCAUUGGUCGAGCUGAGCGCAUCGCAUGUCAAUAUCCAGGACGUGAUAUUCGAGCUUUUGGCUGCUACCGCGUCCAUAGGGGAGGACAGUCCCCCAAAUGAGGUGUUUCUUCCCAAUUUGCGCGUUCUCCAUCUCCGCGGUACGUCAUACUUCAACUGGUCGACCCUCCCUCCUAUCUUCUCCCUGAACAAUACGGACGCGGACGCUGUUCUGCGACCAUUAUCCACAUUGCAUCUUGUUCUCUCCUUCUACCCCGGGGACAUGGAAGAGGAGGACGACCUGACUCUGAGUCCACAUCCAAUAGGUGAAGAUAUCAGGAAACAACUCAAACAGCUGAAUGCUGAGGGAAAAGAGAUAGACAUAGAGACUCGUAAAGGCGAAAAUCUACUUUGGUAG